AUGAGGGUGGGAAACACCCAAGAAGGGGCGUCUUAGUACACGUGGGUAAUGACGGAUAGGGAGGGCCACAUUAACAGCGUUUUCGUUCGUGGCAGAGUCGGUCCCGUCCCGAGUCCGUCUCCGUUCACGACUUUCAUUCUCUUUUUUCCCUUUAAGGCCAAAUCCCUUUUCCUCACCUUCUUCCCUCUUCCGUGUUCCCUUCCGUAACCCUAUCUCAGAUUUUAUAUUAACCUCUCUCUCUCUCUCUCUCUCUCUCUCUCGGCCUCCGCUUCAACCUUUUCUUUCUUCACCGGUUGCAAAUAGGAUAAGGGAAUAUUAUACCAAGGUCCAAGAUGAGCUCUCGGACAGGCAGGAGCACUGCUGUCAGAAGCUACCGGCGGAGGAAGACAGUUUUGGACUUAGACCUUAACCGUGUACCUGCUGGUGGUGAGAAUCGUGAGCAGGAGGGACCUUCAACUCAGUUGGGGUCUCAAGAAGUUCAAACUAACCAGCAACCACAGGUUGUACAACCUGCGUUGAUCGAUGUGGAGGUCAUUGAUGAUGAUGUUGUUGAAUCUACCCCAAGGGCUUUUGCAGAGGCUAAAAACAAUUCAAGAAGAAAUCGUGGGAGGACUAUAGUUGAUGUGGAUUUAGAAGAUCAGAAUAGGGUAACCAACAAUAAUCGCAACAAACGAAGAAGAGAAUCCCCAAACCGAAUGAUUAUUAAUUGUGAACUUUAUAUAAAUUUGGAAGGCCGUAGCAGUUCUAUGAGGGAAAAUGUUAAAAAGCCUCCUGAACCUCCUAAGGAGCCUGUUUUCAACUGUCCAAUAUGUAUGGGUCCUUUGGUAGAAGAAAUGUCGACAAGGUGUGGUCAUAUUUUUUGCAAGAAUUGCAUCAAGGCUGCUAUAACUGCUCAGAGUAAAUGCCCUACAUGUAGAAAAAAGGUUACUGCGAAAGAACUAAUAAGGGUGUUUCUCCCAUCAACUAGUUGAAGGGUUCCAUAUAAGCUGUGCUAAGGAGAAUGGGGAGCAGAAGAACCUUCACUGUACUUUGGAGAUUACCGAGUGGCUGUGUUGUUUCUAUUAUGUUUCCCGUAGCAGAUUCUUAAUAUGUUUUCAAGUAGUUGUUUCUCUUAUUUUCAUAUUAAUGCAUAAAGAUGCUUGGUAGAUAUAAUUCCUUGUUUAGUUUUUUUGAGCUUUCAUGUUAUGAAUCUUCAGACUUUCUUUUUGGUGAAAAUAUAGGCCCGGCUAUCUCCCAUUCUUGACUACGGGGAUUUAUGUAUGUAUAUUAAUCCCUCAUGAAUUUACUGAUCAGAUUCCUUUGCUUCGAUGUUAGUGCAGCAGUU
Gastrolobium bilobum is the source of this 1324-nucleotide messenger RNA. RefSeq lists its product as uncharacterized. Lineage: Eukaryota; Viridiplantae; Streptophyta; Magnoliopsida; Fabales; Fabaceae. Bases 333 to 971 code for a protein of 212 amino acids. The transcript has 6 exons. The record is from RefSeq and is a predicted model, not a curated record.